Cloeon dipterum is the source of this 1539-nucleotide messenger RNA. RefSeq lists its product as uncharacterized. Bases 304 to 1341 code for a protein of 345 amino acids. Lineage: Eukaryota; Metazoa; Arthropoda; Insecta; Ephemeroptera; Baetidae. The transcript has 2 exons. The record is from RefSeq and is a predicted model, not a curated record.
AGAGUUAAGAGCGCAGUAUGAAAGUUUGCUUUUCAUUCAAAAUACCCCCGUCAAAUGACCUCCGUGAGUUAUCAGAUCGGCUGAAAUUGCAUAAGCACGCGACACACAAAAACAAUUAUACAACCAGCGCCUGGCCAUCAUGCAGAACGACACUGACCGCGGAAAUCGACCGAGAAAAUGAGACACAGACCCACUCCUGCCGCCGCUGCCGCCGCUUAGGAGUAUUUCCCAACAAUUAGGGUGCUAUUAUAAAAAGACAAACGGGCCGAGCGUCCGCAGAGUUUGCUUGAACGUCGACCAAGAAUGAGCACAAGUGCCGGUGUCCCUCUCGUAGUGUUUGUUGCGGCGGUCUGGGCGGCGGCCCACGCGGCCCACCUAGCGCCGAUGAUGCUGCUGCCCCCGGGGGCCCACAUCAACCAGCUGCUGCCGGUGCUGGACGGGCCGCUGGUGCAGGUGGACGCAGAGCCGGCGCCCUCCACCUACCAAGUGUACCACAACGGCGACGGCGUCAGCUACAGUCACGUGGUCAGCGGCCCGGCGGCCGCGGCCUCUGGCGGCCACUUCUCGGCGCAGCCGGCUGCCUUGGGCACGUACUUCAACUUCGGACGCGGCUACGGCGGCGGCCACGGCCUCGCUGACGGCUACCAGCAGCACGGCAACCUGUACGCGGCGCACGGUGGCGGCAGCGGAGGCGAGUUCAAGAAGGGCGGCGGCGGUCAGCACCACGCUGAACACUACAAUGCUGGGGGCUCAAAGGGCGCCAAGGGGCACAAGGGCAGCAGUGGCUUCCACAAGGGCCAGAGUGGCAAGUUCGACAAGGGCGGACAGAGUGGACACUUUGAAGAGGACGGUGCCAACAAGAAGGGACAAUUUGAGGAAAAGGCGUACUACGCAGGUGGAGAUUCUGGCAGCAAAGGCGAGCAGGGCUCCUCCCACGGCUCAAAGGGCUACCACAAGAAGGGCUCGAGCACCAAGGGCUUCCACAACACGUACCACAAGGACGAGUACAAGAAGGAGCACAAGUUCUACGACGAGGAGCACAAGGAGGGUUUCAACAAGAAGCACGGAGCCGAGGAGGAGCACUUCCAGGAGGCAAAAGGUGGACAUGAGAAGGGUGGCCACCACGCAAGCGGCCACCAGCAGGCCAACCACGGUAAAAAGGGCCAGUUCGCCAAGGGCCACCACCACAACGACGAGAGCGGCCACAAGGGCGAGCACGGCCACGAGGAGUACAGCGGCCAUCACGACGAGUUCGGCAAGAAGGGCGGCCAGAGCGGCCACAGCAGCUCUGGAUAUGAGCACGAGGACGGCGGCUACGGAGGCUUCGUAGGCGGACACUAAAUUCGUCAUUAGUAAUUUUGUACAUAUAUUAUUAUUUAAAUCAUUUUUAAAUUUGUUUGUUCCUGUUCGUCUCCAGUCAACUAAGCGAUUUAAUUGUUAAUUUGCUCGGCAUUUUUGCCAUUUUUGUUUUGCCUUGUUAGUGCUGCCUUUGUUUUGUGAUUUAAAAUAUGAAAUAAAAUAAUUUCACCAUGCACACCA